Messenger RNA from Vigna unguiculata (cowpea), 2156 nucleotides. Its product is annotated as LEAF RUST 10 DISEASE-RESISTANCE LOCUS RECEPTOR-LIKE PROTEIN KINASE-like 1.1. NCBI's taxonomy places the organism in Eukaryota, Viridiplantae, Streptophyta, Magnoliopsida, Fabales, Fabaceae. Gene Ontology annotation, biological process: protein phosphorylation. The record is from RefSeq and is a predicted model, not a curated record. Gene Ontology annotation, molecular function: ATP binding; protein kinase activity.
AUAACAUCAUUCAUAGAGAAUCUGGUCACUUUUAAGAGAUUUCAUCCCUUGUUCCUCAAAAUAUUGUUUUACCAGUUUGUAGCAAUUGGGAAUUUGGUAUGGCUAUCGUAGAUUUGUUCUGCUUCCUCUUGUUUUAUCACCUUGUACUCAUCCUCUGUGCUGGUUAUGGAUAUGGACACCAAGGUUGUCCACAUUCCUUUACCUGUGGCCAUCUUGGGUCUUUUCAUUACCCUUUUACCAAGGCAGAACAACCAGACUGUGGCUUGAUACCUAUACAUGAUUGUGAUAAUUCUCAGUCAAUCCAAAAAAAGAUCCAGCUGGAGAAAAAUGGAAAACACUUUGUGCUUACAGGCAUCACUCAGCAGGAUGGGAUUUCAAUUUCAGAUGAAGAUUUGCACAAGCGUUUACAAAACAACAUCUGUGACACUUUGAAUAAUAGCUAUAGUCUUUCAUCCCAUUCUUCUUUAUACUCUUGUUAUAUAAAAUAUAAUGUAACACUGUUCCGAUGCAAACAUGGCCUCAGUAUGAAACCCCCGGCACAUUAUUUCAAUCACUCCUGCCCUGAGUAUGAUUAUGAUAUCUAUUAUGACAGCCUUUCCUUCCUUAAUAAUGAUGAGGCUCAUAAACUUUUCUCAUCAUGCUCGGUUCUUACGUUAGCAAAAAAGGACAAGCCUGAUACCACAGACAUUCUAUCGUUUGUAUCUGCUCAGAUGGUUGUUCAAGUACUAUUAUCUAAGGAUUGUGAUGACUGCUAUAAUCACAGAGGAGGUCAAUGUCGUCUUGACCGCGAUCAACAGUUCUACUGUCACGAAGAGCCAAAGAAUAAGAGUAAAACUUUGAAGCUGGUACUUGGACUCGUAACAGGUUUAUGCGUGAUAUUAUUAGCCAUGGUGCUAAUUGGAUGCCUUAUAUUUAGACGAAAAUGCACUCCUUCAGACCCCCAACACCAAUCGAGAAACGCGGACACCGAUUCAAUUGGUCCCAGCUCAAAUUCAGACCCCGAAAAUUGCAGGUUCUACUACGGAGUCCCUCUCUUCUCUUACAAGGAGCUUAAAGAAGCCACAUACAAUUUCCACCACGCCAGACAACUUGGAAGUGGAGGCUUUGGAACCGUUUACUAUGGAAAACUGCGAGAUGGACGAGAAGUUGCCAUCAAGCGUCUCUAUGAGCACAACUACAGGCGCGUUGAACAGUUCAUGAACGAAGUUCACAUCCUCACUCGCUUGCGCCACACAAAUCUGGUGUCCCUCUAUGGCUGCACUUCACAUCGCAGUCGUGAACUACUGCUCGUGUACGAACACGUCCCGAAUGGCACUGUUGCUUGCCAUCUCCACGGUGAUUUUGCAAGGCCACGCACUCUUCCAUGGCACAUAAGAAUGAAAAUUGCCAUAGAGACCGCAAGUGCAUUGUGUUAUCUCCAUGCUUCUGACAUCGUCCACCGUGAUGUCAAAACCAAAAACAUUCUCCUUACCCAAAGCUUCAGUGUUAAGGUUGCUGACUUUGGUCUUUCAAGGCUGUUCCCGAACGAUGUCACGCAUGUCUCCACUGCUCCACUAGGGACCCCAGGUUACCUUGACCCGGAAUAUCACCAAUGCUACCAGCUUACAAACAAGAGUGAUGUGUUUAGUUUUGGGGUUGUGCUUAUUGAACUGAUAUCUUCUAUGGCAGCUGUUGAUAUGAGCAGGCAUAGGGAUGAGAUAAACUUGUCUAACUUGGCAAUAAAGAAGAUUCAGCAAAGUGCAUUCAGUGAGCUGGUUGAUCCUUCUCUUGGUUUUGAUUCGGACAGUGAGGUAAAGAGGAUGAUGAUUUCAGUGGCAGAAUUGGCCUUUCAGUGUUUGCAACGAGACAAAGAUUUGAGACCCUCAAUGGAUGAGGUUUUGAAGGUGCUGAUGAGAAUUGAAAGUGGGAGGGAUGAAGAACAUUUACUUCCACCCUCUCUACCUUCACCAGAUUGGGAAGAUAAUGGAUUAUUGAAAAAGAUGAUUGUUCAACCUUCACCUAAAGCCGUCACUGAUACAUGGCACAGUGAAUCUACUGCUUCUAAUGCCAGUGCUUAAUCUUGACGCACUGGUCAUUCUAAAUGAGUUUUAUAUAAAAUUCAUGGCAGUAAUCUUUUAUUUUGGAAUUUUCUAUAUCAAGUAUAAAAGCAACAUAAA